GUGUGUGGAUGUGUGAUUGGUAAACUGUUGGAUUGAGUUUGAACUGAAGAGACAAGAAGCAAUGUCUCUCACAAUGGAGGAGGACAUCAGCUGUCCCGUCUGUCAGGACGUUUACAGGGAUCCAGUUGUCUUGUUCUGCAGUCACAGUUUCUGUCGACUCUGCCUGAAAAACUGGUGGGAAGAGAAGAAGAAACUGGAGUGUCCACUUUGUAAGGAAGAAUCUAUUACAAGUGACCCUCCAUGCAACCUGGCUUUAAAAAAGCUCUGUGACAGAUUCCUGUUGACGAGAAAGAAGAAAGUUACAAAACCAGAGGUUUGCUGCCGGCUGCAUGGUGAGAAAUUCAAACUGUUCUGUGUGGAUGACAAGGAACUUUUAUGUCUCGUCUGUCAGCAUUCAGUUGAUCAUUAUGGACACAAACUCCAACCUGUUAAUGAAGUAGCUCAGGGUCGGAGAAAUGAGCUGCGAAAGGCCCUGGGGCCGCUGCUGGACAAACUGAAGGUGUUCAAAGAAGAGAAGGGAAACCUGGAUCAGACAGCUGAACACAUUAAGCUCCAGACCCAACAAACCGAGACACGGAUCAAGGAGCAGUUCAAGAAGCUUCAUCUGUUUCUCCACAAGGAGGAACACUCCAGGAUUGCUGCUCUGAGGACAGAAGAAAGCAAGAAGACUCAGAAGUUAAGCCUAAAGAUCGACGCCCUGAGUAGAGAGAUCGCUGCUCUUUCACGGACAAUAAAAGACACAGAGGGACUGAUAAAGGCUCAGGAUGCCGAAAUGCUGCAGAGCUUCAGGACUGCUGCAGAAACCAUCCAACAGCGCCUCCUGCUGGAGAAUCCUCAGCCUGUCUCUGGAGCCCUGGUAGAUGUGGCCAAACACCUGGGCAACCUGAGCUUCAACAUCUGGAACAAGAUGAAGCAUCUGGUGUCCUACACUCCUGUGGUUCUGGAUCCAAACAGCGCCAACUUUGAGCUCAUCCUGUCUGAAGACCUGACCAGCGUGAGAUGCGGCCAGAAGCAGAACAUUCCCGACAACCCGGAGAGGUUCGACUUCUUCCGCAUCGUCCUGGGCUCGGAGGGCUUCAUGACGGGAACCUACAGCUGGGACGUUGAGGUCGGAGACAACACAGACUGGUUUGUGGGCGUGGCCUCGCAGGACGUCCAGAGGAAAGGAAACCAUCCCAGCCGUCUGUGGAGAAUCGGCUGCAUUGACGGUCAGUACGUGGCCCGGGCCCUGUCGGAACCGUCCACGGUUCUGGAACCGAUGGGAAAGCUGAGCCGGAUCAGAGUCCAUCUGGACUGGAACCGGGGGAAGCUGGUGUUCUUCGACCUCAACACCAACACACACCUUCACACCUUCACACACUCAUUCAGUGAGAAACUGUUCCCCUACCUGAACACGCUGAAUGCGUCUCCUCUGAGGGUAAUACCUGAGAACCUCUGCCUGAAGUCCAGUUAGAGCACAAAGUGGUGCUGACCCGACACGUCCGGCUCGUUCACCAGCAACACGGGAAAAUGUCGUUACAAGUGGAAAAAAUCUGCCAGGGGCUUUAAAGAAACUCCUGACUUUCUGAAACGUUUGUGUUAUUUCAAGAUAUUUGAAGUUAAAAUUAAAAAACAUGUUUCUUGUUUUUGCAGUGAAGAAGCUGCGAAUCCGUCAUGAUGGAGUUUAAAAUGUUAUCUCACUGCUCAGCCAUGUCUCAUUUCAUGAGCCUUUUUCUUAAUGUUUCACAGUGAAAUGUGGUCAAAUGUGAGAUUUAAACUGUCAUAAAAUGUUG
Messenger RNA from Gambusia affinis (western mosquitofish), 1772 nucleotides. RefSeq names its product zinc-binding protein A33-like. Gene Ontology annotation, molecular function: zinc ion binding; protein binding. Bases 62 to 1453 code for a protein of 463 amino acids. NCBI's taxonomy places the organism in Eukaryota, Metazoa, Chordata, Actinopteri, Cyprinodontiformes, Poeciliidae. The record is from RefSeq and is a predicted model, not a curated record. The transcript has a single exon.